AUGAGUGGGAGCAAGCAGAGUGAAGUAUUAAAGGGUGGUCAUGCACCGGCCGAAAAAAUCGCUGGUGGUGUACGAAGAGCUCGGAAAGCGCGACUUACUUCGGAGUCCGAGAGAAAUCAGGAGAAGAAGCUGGAAGGACAUGAUGCAUCACAAGAAGAUUACGGUGAUGAACUGGAAGAACAAUCCAAGAAUGUGCUUGCACACAGUGGUUUAGUUGCAAAGACAAAUAAGGACUAUCCAGAAGAAGCAAUUCGCGCUUAUCAUGAUAAACAGGUACCACAGCUUCACAAGUCGAUAAAACCGAGUAUAACUCUAUUCCAACCUGGCAAACAGUAA
Molecule: messenger RNA, 336 nt
Organism: Acanthocheilonema viteae
Lineage: Eukaryota; Metazoa; Nematoda; Chromadorea; Rhabditida; Onchocercidae
Source: the annotation of a GenBank genome assembly